GAGGCGAAACGAAGCACUGCUAAAACAAGAGGAGCCCGACUUUUGCAGAAAUACUCUCACGCCCAAACACCAAAAUAAAAAAUAAAAAUAAAUACGAAUUUUAAAAAUAAAAAAUAAAAAAAAUGAAGAAGAAGAAGCUGAUAUAGAUUAUCUAUUUAGUUCGCUUCAUGGACUGAUCAGGAAAUUCAUCAUGCUUUAGCAUGUUGUGUGUUCAUGCAUGGGUGGCAAAAGUGGAUUGGGUCUUAGAAAUUGGAUUUCUCAGAGUAGGCUGCGAGAUUGGAUUCCGUUUUGACUUUUGAAACCUGUUUCCGAUGUUGAAGUUCCUGGUAGGGCGGUGUUAGAAUGUUCGUCUGGUGUGUUCUUGCAUGUCAAACUGCUUUAUCUGAAACUGAUUGUAUUCACAUAUCGAAAUUCUGUUAUCUCUGCAACUGAAACAGAAGCAUCCAUGGAGUAUGCCAGUUGGGUUCACCCUAGAAACUUCCAAUCCACCUCGAAUGCUGGUUUAAAUUCAUUUCACGCAACUCAAGCGAACCCUGAAAUGAGGCUCACAAAUAUUCCCAUGGUUCCAGGUGGACCGCCAGAAGCAUCACAGAAUGUUGGGUUUGAGAAUGGAACCAUUAAAAUUAGAAGGCAGCAGCCUUUGAUAAAGAGUUCUGAUCGCAUUGCCUCCAAGGCUUUAAGGCCAAAGCAAACAAAAAGAAAGACAUCAGCAAGAAAGUGCACUAGUCCAAAAUACGGGAAAAAGAAUACGGUCAUCAUUGUCAAUGGGACAGCAGUUGAUUUUUCAGGUGUACCUACACCAGUAUGCUCAUGCACUGGCCUGCGUCGCCAAUGCUACAGAUGGGGCGCAGGUGGAUGGCAAUCGUCCUGUUGCACAACAAGCAUAUCUGAAUAUCCUCUGCCAAUGAGUUCCUCGAGGCCAGGAGCACGUAUGGCUGGAAGGAAAAUGAGCAGCGGUGCAUAUAUAAAACUGCUACAGAGACUUGCAGCUGAAGGUCAUGACCUUUCUAAUGCUGUUGACUUGAAGAAUCAUUGGGCGAGACACGGUACUAACAAGUUUGUUACGAUCAGUAUUAUCUCCGAGGCUGAAACAGAAGCCUCCACCAUGGAAUUUGCCAGCUGGGUUCACCAGAAGAACUUCUUAUCUGCCACAAAAGCUAGUACGAAUUCAUCACAGGCAACCCGAGUCAACCCUGAAAUACAUCUCACAGAUAUUUCAAUGGUUCCAAGCACACAAGCAGAUACAUCACAGAACGGGGAGUUUGACAAUAAAACAACUAAAAUUAGAAGUCUGCAGCCAUUUACAAAGCAACCCGAUCGUCGAAUUGCCUCCAAAGUUUUAAGGCCAAAGCAGUCAAAGAACUCUGUGCCUAAGAUGAAGAAGAGAAAGGGCAGCUCUCAAGCUACUAUGAAGCAUGAGAACAAUAAUAAUGACAUUUUCAUUAAUGGGAGAGCAUUGGAUUUUUCAGGGGUACCAACGCCAGUAUGCUCUUGUACUGGGAUACGUCGCCAAUGCUACAGAUGGGGUACUGGAGGUUGGCAGUCAUCCUGUUGCACCACAAGCAUAUCCGAAUAUCCUUUGCCGAUGAGUUUGUCAAGGCCUGGUGCGCGCCUCGCUGGGAGGAAAAUGAGCAACGGUGCAUAUGGGAAGCUUCUGCAUAGACUUGCAGCUGAAGGUCAUGACCUUUCUAAGGCAGUGGACUUGAAGAACCACUGGGCCAGGCAUGGAACUAAUAAGUUUGUGACAAUCAGUAUUAUCUCUGAAGCUGUCAAAGAAGCAUCCACCAUGGAUUUCACGGGUUGGGUUCACCAGAGAAACUUCCAAUCUGCCACAAAAGCUGGGCCAAAUUCAUCGCAAGCAUCUCAAGCGAAUGCAGAAAUGGGGAUUGGUCAUAUUCCCAUGCUUCCUGGUGUUCCGGGAAACAUGACACAGAAUGGAGAAUUGGAGAAUAAAAUGGCGAAAAUUACAAAUCUGCAGCAUUCUACAAAGAAGUCCAAUCAGGUGGCCUCCAAGGUUUUGAGGCCGAAGCAAUCGAAAAAGACGAAGAGAAAGGGCAGUUCUAAACAAGCAGCCCCAAAAUGCGAGAAAAAGAGUACAGGCAUCAUUAUCAAUGGAACAACGUUAGAUUUAUCGGGCGCACCUGCGCCGGUAUGUUCUUGUACUGGAGUGGCCCACCAAUGCUACAGAUGGGGUGAUGGAGGAUGGCAAUCAUCCUGUUGCACCACUAGCAUAUCUGAAUAUCCUCUCCCGUUGAUCCCCUCAAAGUCAGGAGCACGCGUGGCUGGAAGGAAGAUGAGCAAUGGUGCGUAUGUGAAACUUCUACAGAGACUUGCAUCCGAAGGCCAUGACCUUUCUCAUUCUGUCGACUUGAAGAACCACUGGGCUCGGCAUGGCACUAAUAAGUUCGUUACAAUCAGGUAGAUAUGAAAAGAGUUGGUAGUACCAUCUUUUGUUUGCUUUAGAUUACAACAUUUUUCGCUCUAAUUUAAGCAUGUUUCUUGUUGUAUCUUCAUGACAUGUCACAAGUGCUUGUAAAGAUCUUUUUCCCUCGAUCAUUUACGUUCUGUAAAGAAGGUAUAUGGUCAAGGAGCUGCACUGGGAUUAUCUUACUAA
Messenger RNA from Magnolia sinica, 2614 nucleotides. RefSeq lists its product as uncharacterized. Gene Ontology annotation, biological process: response to ethylene. Bases 446 to 2422 code for a protein of 658 amino acids. Lineage: Eukaryota; Viridiplantae; Streptophyta; Magnoliopsida; Magnoliales; Magnoliaceae. Gene Ontology annotation, molecular function: sequence-specific DNA binding; DNA-binding transcription factor activity. The transcript has 4 exons. Gene Ontology annotation, cellular component: nucleus. The record is from RefSeq and is a predicted model, not a curated record.